GGCCGGAGCUGUACGGAGGGAUACAUUAUGUGGCCCCGAGUUCUGUAUGUGGGGUUCCUCGUUCUGCAGAUCUCCUGGACAGCGGAGACAAAACUGCAUUAUGCUGUGAUAUUCCCUGCAGAAUUACGCUGUCUCCGUCCCCAGCUUGCUUGCUUUCACAUUGAGGGAGCAGAGAGAGAAGUCGGUAUCCAGCUGUCUCUGAGCACAAGAAGUGGGAAUACGACCUUGAUAGAGAAAAACCUUAAUCAGGACUCUCUGUUCUCCUGUGUUCCAUUUCAGGUUCCCGACCUUUCUCACUCUUCGGAAGAGGUCGCUACAGUCUAUGUUUCCAUUCAAAGCUUAGAUGAGAAUAUAAAUGAAAACACUAAAGUUGUCUUGAAGAAGGAAAGAUCUGGUAUUCUGAUCCAGACUGACAAACCAGUAUAUAAACCAGGACAAACCGUGAAAUUCAGAGUUAUCUCCCUGAAAGAAAAUCUGCAACCAAACAGACAUCAGAUUGCAACUAUCGAAUUACAGGAUCCACAAAAGAAUCGGAUUGGGCAAUGGCAGAACGUAACCCUGAUCCGAGGCAUCGCAGAGUUCUCUCUUCCUCUCUCUCCAGAGCCCGUUCUGGGGGAAUAUUCCAUCAAAUUGAACGAUGUUGUCCAUACUUUUAGCGUGGAAGAAUAUGUGCUCCCAAAAUUCGAGGUGAUUCUUGAGCUUCCGGAGGUGGUGCUGUUUAACAGAGAACAGUUCCCAAUUAAGAUAUGUGGAAGGUAUACAUAUGGGAAGCCAGUGCAAGGUGUGUAUAAUUGUACUUUGUGUAGAAAGAGGUUCUACAAAUCGAAAUAUUCCGAUAAGUGCAUCGCGAUCUCUGGUCGGCUGGACGCUACUGGAUGCUCCAUAACAGAAGUGAAAACUGAAAACUUGAAACUUAAUAGCGCCGUCUUAUCGAGAUCCCUGGAAGGAACAGCGUCUGUAACAGAGGACGGGACAGGGAUUCAGUUAUUCGCAACCGGGAAAAGCAAAAUCUCCGAUGUGAUGGACAAAAUAUCGUUUGUGGAUCCUGAAGAUAGCUACAGGUCUGGAAUGCCAUACGCUGGGAAGCUGAAAGUUGAAGAUGCUUACGGCAACCCAUUGCCAGACAGAUUGGUCCAUCUCACCAGCACAAACGGAGCGCAAGUGGAACAUCUAAAAUUAGCCACUGAUAGGAACGGUCACGCUUCUUUUCAGCUGGAUAAUACGACAAACUGGCAGGGACCUACCGUCAUAAAAGUCAAUACAGAAGCGGAGAGACUGGAAUAUAGUCUUAGUAUUAUUACCCCUCGAUAUGGCUUUGCCAGUCUGACCCUUUCAGCAGUCUACUCCAAAAGCAGGAGCUUCCUGAAGCUGCACCCGCUGACCGAGGUUCUACCAUGCGAAGGGCAGCAGAAAGUCAACGUGGAAUAUAUCAUUCGGCACGCAGUGCUGGACGGAGACACCAAGCACUUGGAUUUACAUUAUCUGCUGAUGUCUAAAGGAUCUAUAUGGAACUCUGGGAGCAUAAGAAUUUCUGUAGAGAGUCACAAUGAAGAUCUGAAUGGUAUCACCACGUUUAACCUUUCUCUAAAUGCCGAUGUCUCUCCAAGUCUCCGUGCGCUCGUGUAUAUAUUUCUCCCGCACCAAAGAGACAUUAUCGCGGAUUCGGCCACAUUCAAAGUUCAGAGGUGCUUCAGGAAUAAAGUAUCGGUUGGGUUUUCUCCUAGAGAAGUUCUUCCCGGAUCAGAUGUAUCUCUGAAGGUUCGGGCCGAGGCCGGAUCCCUCUGUGGCCUGAGGGUCGUGGAUCAGAGUGUCGUGUUACUGAAACCUGAAGCGGAGCUGACAGCCGAUAAAGUCCAUUCUCUCUUCCCCUCCAAUGGCGAACGGUGGCCCGAUUUUCGCAUUUGGCCGGCUGAGCUGUAUUGUUUCUCUAGCGAAGUCGCUAGACGCAGUUUCUAUCCCCGUAACUAUGGAAGACGUACUAGGAGACGAACAGCUAGGCGCUUCACACGCAAAGAUGUUGACAUAUACAGCACGUUAAAGGGCAUCGGCCUGAAAAUUCUCACCAGCGCUGAAACUAAAAAGCCUGCGGAUUGUGAUUAUAGCAGCUCAUCCGAGGAAGAGGAAUUAGUUACAACUCGCGGGCGUAAAUUGAAAUUUCAAGUAGUUGCAAAAACUGAGGAUUCAAGAACAGAAGAAAACAAGAUUCGAACUUUUUUUCCCGAGACGUGGUUAUGGGAACUAAGGGACGUAGGAGACUCUGGGAGUAUCGAACUCCAUCACACAGCCCCGGACACCAUCACAGACUGGAACGCCGGAGCCUUCUGUAUGGGACCCAGUGGCUUUGGCCUCUCCUCGCCAUCCUCUCUCCGCACUUUCCAGCCAUUCUUUGUGGAUGUCACUCUGCCGUACUCCGUGGUCCGAGGAGAGUCCUUCACCCUCAAAGCCACCGUAUUUAACUACCUGAAACAAUGCAUAAAGGUUCAAGCCACCUUGAAGCCGUCUGAAGAGUUAGAGGAGGAACCGUGUGCUGACUACCAGUAUACCAGCUGUCUGUGUGAAGAUGAAAGCAAAACCUUCUACUGGAACCUAAAAGCCUCCAGACUGGGUGAAGUCAAUAUUACCGUGAUCACAGAAGCUCUGGACACUCUAGAAUUGUGUAAUAACGAGUAUACCAUUGUCCCCAAGCAGGGAAGUAUUGACACUCUUAUUAAAGCGCUUCUUGUACAGCCUGGUGGGGUGUUAGAAGAAAAAUCUCACAGCUCGCUGUUCUGUAUGCAAAAAGGAGAUGGCCAAUCUGACACAGAAACGAUAUCCCUGAAGGUCCCUGAGAACAUUGUAAAGGAUUCCGAGAGAGCUUAUAUAACCGUGUUGGGCGAUCUGAUGGGAACGGCCAUGCAGAACCUGGACAGGUUACUGGCCAUGCCGUACGGCUGUGGGGAGCAAAACAUGGUCCUCUUCUCCCCCAAUAUCUUCAUCCUUCGGUAUCUGGAGAAGACUCACCAGCUGAAUGACGAGAUCCAGACCAAAGCCAAGAAGUUUCUAGAGAGCGGUUACCAAAGGCAGCUAACAUACAAACAUGAUGAUGGCUCAUACAGCGCCUUUGGUAAGAAUGACCCGGAGGGGAACACAUGGUUGACGGCCUUCGUAGUGAGAUCCUUCAAUAAGGCCCGUCCUUAUAUCUUUGUUGAUGAAAGUCAUCUGAACCAGUCCUUCAACUGGCUGAGAAACAAUCGGCAAGAUAACGGCUGCUUCCGGAGUGUGGGCAAACUCUUCAAUAAUGCCAUGAAGGGUGGAGUAGAUGAUGAAUUCUCUCUCUCUGCUUAUGUAACCAUAGCCCUAUUGGAGUCUGAUGUAUCUACAGAGGACCCUCUGGUUAGAGACGCUCUAUCGUGUCUGAGGAAGGCAGCCACCGACGUGACCAGCGUGUACACGCAGGCUCUGCUGGCCUACACCUUCACCCUGGCCGGAGAAACAGAUCUCAGACAAAGUCUGCUGGAAAAAUUAGAGGAAAAGGCUGUGAGAAGUGAUGGACAGCUCCACUGGGAAAGGACAUCUACCUCACCCCCGCAUGAUGUUCCUUACUGGUAUCGCGCUCCAUCUGCAGAAGUGGAGCUGACUUCCUAUGUACUCCUCACUCUGCUUUCUGGACCUACCAAGGACUUGGGCAAAGCCUCCGAGAUAGUGAACUGGUUAAGCAAACAGCAAAAUCCUUACGGGGGAUUCUCGUCUACUCAGGACACCAUUGUGGCUCUUCAGGCCCAGGCCAAGUAUGCAGAGGCCACGUUCAGUUAUAUUGGGGAUGUGACUGUGACGGUCAGAUCCAAGGCGUCUGUAAUGGAAUUCCAUGUGGAUCAUACCAACCGGCUCCUGCUGCAGAGGUCGCCGCUGCCAGAGAUUCCUGGCGAAUACUCAGUGUCUGCCUCAGGGAGCGGCUGUGUGCUUGUACAAGCAGUACUGAGAUACAAUGUCCCCCCACCUAGAAGUGAUGCCUCGUUUUCGGUGACGGUGGAGAUAAAACCGGAUCAGUGUCCAGAAGGGAGAGUAACCCAUUUCAAUAUCCACAUUAAUGCUAAAUACACAGGACCCAGAGAGAAAUCCAACAUGGCCCUUAUUGAGGUCAAGAUGCUGUCUGGAUUUAUCCUGGUGAAGAGCUCAGUGAGGGAGCUGGAAAAGAGCAAAUUAAUACAGAGGAGUGACAUUCAGACUGACAUGGUGACAUUGUAUCUGGAUGAGCUGGGACAUGACCCCAUCCACCUCUCCCUCACGGUGGAGCAGGACAUUGAGGUGAAGAACCUCAAGCCGGCAACAGUGAAGGUCUACGAUUAUUAUGAGACGGGAGAAUCGGCGGUUGCAGAAUAUAACUCUCCCUGCCGCUCGGAUGACGAGACAAAGAACUGAAGAUAAGACUCACAGUAACUUUACUCCGUUACACGAGAACCAAUGCUGUGUCGCAUAAAUAAAUCUAAUGUCUUCAAAUAAAAUGUGUUUAUAUCGUC
Molecule: messenger RNA, 4496 nt
Organism: Spea bombifrons (plains spadefoot toad)
Lineage: Eukaryota; Metazoa; Chordata; Amphibia; Anura; Pelobatidae
Product: alpha-2-macroglobulin-like
Exons: 35
Coding region: 28-4398 (1456 amino acids)
Cellular component (GO): extracellular region
Molecular function (GO): endopeptidase inhibitor activity
Source: RefSeq, a predicted model, not a curated record